AUGCAAGCAGAGCAAUCCGCCGCACCAUUGUCUCCUCCCACGACCCUUGUUCCACAAGCACCAGAACCAGAACAAGAUGCAAGUGAAAGUUCAUCAGGGGAUGAAGCAAUUCCAAUGAGUGCAGGCAGCAAUUUGUCCUCGAAUUCGAAUUCGAAUUCAAUUAUAAAACAAACUGCACGCAAAAGAGGUCCAAGAGACACUCCCUUCCUCAAAGCACUUCGAGAAGAAAAUGUUCAUCUAAGACACGAGAAGCAAAGAAUUUUGAAGAAAUUCGAAGCUGUUAAUGAGGAAUUGAAGAACUUUAAGGAGGUAAUAAUAAUAAAAAGUAAUGAAAUAGACAGGCUCCGAGAAGAACUCGGACAAAGAAAGUUGCAAUUCGACAAAGUUCUACUCAUUUAUUUAAACAUUUAUUAUUUCAUUUAUUAUUUCAUUUAUUAUUUCAUUUAUUUAAACAUUUAUUAUAAAAAAGAAUUGAAAUUGAAAUUGAAUUGUUUAGUCAUUUAA
Messenger RNA from Trichomonas vaginalis G3, 504 nucleotides. RefSeq lists its product as uncharacterized. Bases 1 to 504 code for a protein of 167 amino acids. The transcript has a single exon. Lineage: Eukaryota; Parabasalia; Trichomonadida; Trichomonadidae. The record is from RefSeq and is a predicted model, not a curated record.